Drosophila arizonae is the source of this 13809-nucleotide messenger RNA. It is a transcript of the gene Dhc93AB, whose product is annotated as Dynein heavy chain at 93AB. Gene Ontology annotation, biological process: microtubule-based movement. Gene Ontology annotation, cellular component: dynein complex. The record is from RefSeq and is a predicted model, not a curated record. NCBI's taxonomy places the organism in Eukaryota, Metazoa, Arthropoda, Insecta, Diptera, Drosophilidae. Gene Ontology annotation, molecular function: ATP binding; minus-end-directed microtubule motor activity; dynein intermediate chain binding.
CCAACAACAACAUCAGUGUUAACAACAGCAAACAAACACCUGGAGGGCGCCUUCAAUGGAGCAGCCCUCCACAAGCGCCGAGGCAGCCGCUGCCGCUGCAGCCGGCGGGCCGGAUCCACGUCUGGAGUUGAUGGGCUCGUUUGUCAUCAAAUCCCUUAAACUGAAGCCAGAGAAGUGGACGCGUGUCAUCACGGUGGAGGAGCACAAGGGCAUAAUUAAAGAGUUUCUGGAUCGAAAUACACCUGUGGUGUUAAUUAUCAUAUUGACGCCCGCUGCGCAGCUGGUGCCCUCCACCACGUUUCCCCUUUCGCAGCUGAAGAGCAAAGGAGUUUACUUUAUCAAACGGUAUGCCAAGCCCAUACCACGUGAGAAUUGUGGCAAUUUCAUCAUCUUUGGCGACCUGGCCACGCGCACAAUUGACCAGCUGUCCGCUCUGGUCGAGGAGGUGCUGGUGCCGUUGCUCUCCAAUGAGGAUAACUACAGAAGCUGGCCCAUCAUGGUCGCGCAGGAUGUGCAGAAGCAUGUGCACAGCUUAAAGAGCACCGUGCAUCAGGUCAAGGGUCAGGUGAGCGGUGAAACCAUACUGGCCAUGCCCGUGGGCGUUGAGAAAAUAGUCAAAGCCGCCAAGGAGCUGACCGAAACGCAGCAUUGCCAAUUCGAUUUGUAUCUGAAGAGUGCCAUCGAGGGCGUGGUCAUCAAGUGGGCGACUCAGAUACACGAAGUCAUCAAGGAGAGUCCAACGAACGCUUUUGUCAAUGGCCAGAAUCCCACACCACACACAGAAUUUACAUUUUGGAACAAUCGACUUAAGAAUCUAUCCUUUAUCUAUGACCAAUUGCGCAAUGAGCGCAUACGAGCCAUGGCCUUAAUAUUGGAAUACUCGUCGAGUGCUUACCAUCCGUGCUUUCAGACGCUCUUCAAAAACGUUGUCACGGCACUUGCCGAGGCAAAGGAUAUAACGCUCUAUUUGAACCCAUUGAAACGUCCACUGCAUCAACUGGAGGAAAUAGAUUUUGCCGAAUUCAAGCCACUACUAAUACCUUUCAUGCACACCGUCUGCACGCUUUGGGGCAACUCACGCUAUUAUUGUCAGUCUGCGAAAAUAACUGUACUUUUGCAGGAAAUAUGCAAUUUGAUUAUACAUCAGGCUAAGCGUUAUUUGGAUCCCUCGUCUAUAUUUCACAGUGACAUAGACGAGGCCAUGCAGCGGCUGACACUCUCUAUACAGAUAUUAAAGUUCUUUCGGGAACUCUUUGACUAUUACAAGGAGCGCUUGGCUGCCUUCUUUACGGAGCCUGAGGAGCGUCCACCGAUUUUGUGGACUUUUCAUCCAAAUUCAGUUUUCAAGCGCUUUAAUGCGUUCCUCGAGCGUUUGACAACAAUUCAGUGGUUCUUCUUUACUGUGAUUGAAUUCCUGAAAUUAGAGAAAGUCGAAAUCGGUGGACUGCGGGGCCGCCAGCUAAGCACCAGGAUAACCGAUGUCUAUGUGGAGUUCAAUCAAUACUUUACGGCAUUCGCAUCGAAGAGCUAUGACGUGCUUGAUCCCGAUGACCAUGAGUUCGAUGAGGACUUUAAGGGCUUCCAAACGCGCAUUCUGGAGCUAGACAUGAAGCUGGCCGCCAUCCUCUGUCAGGCAUUCGAUGAUUGUCAUAAUCUAGAGAGUAUAUUUAAGCUUAUAAGCAUCGUGGGUAGCGUGUUAGAUCGUCCAAAAAUCAAAGAGGAAUUCACACAGCGCUAUGCGGAAAUAGUUCGCAUGCUCGACGAUGAGAUGACAGUCUGUGAGAAUAUUUAUGACAAGCAAAUGGAGCUAAACCGAGUAGGUGAUACGCUAUACCCGAACUACAAUUGUCCUUCGGUGGCGGCCUUCAUACGCUGGUGCUAUCAGCUGGAAUCCCGCAUUACUGCCCCCGUCAAGAGCUUCAAGGCACUACAGCAUGACAUAACUAAAACCGAAAAAGCUCUGGAAAUUAUGGAACGUUAUGAGUGUUUAAUGGCCAAGUUGGGCACCUGUAAGAGACAGUUCUUUGAGGAUUGGUCCGUGCAGCUUGCUGCCCAAAUUGAGGAGGAUCUGAAAAAGUCGCUUAUUUCACGCGAUCAGCACAGUCACUCAUUGAUCCUCAACUUUAGCUCGACCCUGUUCUCCAUACUGCGCGAGGUGCACUACAUGCAGCAGAUGAAAAUUGAUGGCAUACCGGAGAUUGCGAUUGAGUUUGCAGAGAAGAGUGAUGUCUUUCGCUCGUAUACACUGAAUCUUGAGAAGACCAUCGAUUGGUACAACAGCAUACAGGAGGGCAGCUCACCAGUGGAGCUCAAGCUGAUUGAGCCCGAGAUUAAGAUGAUUGAUGAUCUGGUUGAAAUUGGUGUGGAUCAGCUCGUAUGGAAUUCAGCAGAUAUCAUGAGUUAUCUGGAGAAGUUACGUCAGCCGGUGGCUGCCCUGCGUAAUCGCAUGAAUCACACCCAAGAGAAUCUACGUCAAAUACGGAAAAUUAUGGAGGUUUGGGCCAAACAACCGCUGUUCGAGCGUCGCGAUUGCAAAAAGGAUUCGGUACUCUCCAUUGAUGAGCGACCAGAUCGAACUGCCAAGCGCUAUGCGGAGAUCCAGGCGGCCUCUGUAGAGAUACAUAAACUACUCCAGGAUAAUAUGCUACAGUUCGACAUGGCGGAUAAGCAAAACGAUCCUGUCUGGCUAAGCUAUGUGGAUUUUGUGGAUAAUAUUGUGUACGAGAACAUUCUGCGCACAGUGGGCGUAAGUGUGGGCUAUCUGGCAGAGAAUAUGGACCCAGAUAACAACUAUGCACCGCUAUUUGAGUCGCGCCUGGAGCUGGUGGAGCCCAACUUGGUGUUCGUGCCCUCGUUAGAUCCCGAGGAUCCCAUGGGCUUCAAUAAUAUGCUUAUCGAACUCAUGCGCGACAUUAUGAAAAUGGGUUCGCUCAUUAAGCGGCUCAAGCCCAAUGAGAAACGCAAUUAUGUGGAGCUGAUUAAGGAGAAUCAGGAUAUUAUUGAUAUGCGACGGGAGAUACUCAAUGGCGUCGACUUGGUCAUGGAGGAGGCGUCGCGCUUCUGCCGUCAAUUCGAGCGCUAUUCGUACCUGUGGCUGGAUGACCGUGAGGAGUGCAUGGAAUACUUUUUGGAGUAUGGCCGGAUGUUGGAUCCAGACGAGAUCGAGCUGCUGCAAAUGAAUGAUCCAGCUGCACCGCCGCCCCCACAGCCGUGUCAGCCCACGAUUGAAGCUUUUCGAGAGCAGAUAGACAACUAUGAGUCGCUGUUCACCGAAAUUGAGGAUAUUCCCGCAUUUCAGGUGUUCAGCUCCUGGUUUCAAGUGGAUGUGCGACCCUUUCGACAGGCGCUGCUCAACACUGUCUGCAAGUGGGGCAACAUGUUCAAGAUGCACCUGGUGAACACUGUGACGUCCAGUCUGAUGGAUCUCAGUCACUUUAUACGCAAGGCCGACGAGGGCUUGCUGCAGACGGUGAAAGAGAAGGACUACGAGGGCCUGGUCAGCAUCAUGGCCUAUCUCAUGCAGGUGAAGGAGCGUGCGGCCAAUACGGAUGAAAUGUUCGAGCCCAUGCAGGAGACAAUCCAGCUGCUGAAAUACUACGACAUGGACAUACCCGAGGAGGUGAAUGUGCUGCUGCAGGAAUUGCCGGAGCAGUGGGCAAACACCAAGAAGAUAGCCACAACGGUGAAGCAACAGGUGUCGCCACUCCAGGCCACCGAGGUGGUUAGCAUACGGAAUAAGAUAACGCUCUUCGAGGCGCACAUCCAGCUCUUCCGUGAGGUGUUCAAGCAGUACGACUUCUUUCGCUUCGAUUGUAAAAAUCCCUAUUUACUAAUGGACCGGAUCAACGAUGAUAUGUAUCUCUGCGAGCGCGAAAUGGGCGAGAUACAAAAGUCGGGCAGUCUCUUUGAAGUGAAUAUUCCGGAGUUUAAGGUGCUCAAGCAAUGUCGUAAGGAACUGCGCAUGCUCAAGCAACUCUGGGAUUACGUGAAUAUAGUGCAAACCAGCAUUGAGGAUUGGAAGACCACGCCCUGGCGCAAAGUCGACGUGGAGAACAUGGAUAUUGAGUGUAAAAAGUUUGCCAAGGAUAUACGCUUGUUGGACAAGGAGAUGCGUGUUUGGGAUACGUUCAUUAAUCUGGAGUCGACGGUUAAGAAUAUGCUGACGUCGCUUCGAGCUGUCGGAGAGUUGCAAAAUCCGGCCAUACGCGAACGUCACUGGAAUCAAUUGAUGAACUCCACUAAGAGUCUGGCAGCCUUGCCCAAGGAAGUGACCGUAAAAUUCAUAAUGGAUCACGAGACCACACUGGCCGAGCUUCUGGGCUUGAAUCUGCACGAAUGCGAGGAGGAGGUGAAAAAUAUUGUGGAUAAAGCGGUAAAGGAAAUGUCCAUGGAGAAGAUAUUGAGGGACUUGAACUCGACAUGGUCGGCCAUGGAGUUCGACAAUGAGCUGCAUCCGCGCACAGGGUGUAAACUCCUUAAGGCAUCGGAAGAACUCAUAGAGACGCUCGAGGAGAACCAGGUGUGCCUACAAAAUUUAAUAACAUCCAAGUACAUCGCCCAUUUCCUCGAGGAAGUUUCAGCUUGGCAAAAUAAAUUAAUGAUUGCCGAUCAAGUUAUAACCGUUUGGUUUGAGGUGCAACGCACUUGGACCCAUCUUGAGAGUAUCUUCAUGAGUUCGGAAGAUAUACGCAAACAGCUGCCGGUCGAUUCGGACCGUUUCGAUAAUAUCGAUGCCGAAUUUCGUAUACUCAUGGAUGAGAUGUCCGUCUCAUCGAAUGUGGUGGCAUCAACCAAUCGAGCUGGCCUGAUCGAACGUCUGGAGCAUUUGCAAAAGGAGCUAACGCUAUGCGAAAAGGCACUGGCAGAGUAUUUGGAAACAAAACGUUUGGCUUUUCCUCGUUUCUAUUUUGUAUCAUCGGCCGAUUUGCUCGAUGUCCUUAGCAAUGGCAUACAGCCCGAUAUGGUUACCAAGCAUCUCACAAAACUAUUCGAUUCGAUAGCACGCCUCAAAUUUAACCGCGAUGCGGCCAAUGAGAUAGAGUCAGCUUCUGGCAUGUAUGCCAAAGAUGGCGAAUAUGUGGAGUUCAACGAGUUGGCCAGCAUUCGUGGCCCGGUUGAAGUGUGGCUAAAUCGCAUACAAGCGGCAAUGCGCGCCUCACUGCGUCAUUAUGUUACGGAAGCUGUUGUCGCUUAUGAGGAAAAGCAACGUGAGCAAUGGUUAUUCGAUUAUCCUGCCCAGGUAUCGCUGUGCGGCUCACAGAUCUGGUGGUCCACUGAGGUGAACAUUGCGUUCAGCCGUUUGGAGGAGGGUUACGACAAUGCGAUCAAGGACUAUUAUAAGAAACAAAUCUCACAACUCAGUUUACUCAUUACACUUCUGCUCGGCGAGCUGACCAAGGGGGAUCGUCAGAAAAUCAUGACGAUAUGCACCAUUGAUGUGCACUCGAGAGAUGUGGUCGCUAAGAUGAUUCAGGCCAAAUUGGAUUCAGGCUCGGCUUUUAUGUGGCAAUCGCAGUUGCGGCAUCGUUUCGAUGAUGUGGAAAAGGAUUGCUUUGCCAAUAUUUGCGAUGCUGAGUUCCAGUAUUGUCACGAAUACUUAGGCAAUACACCACGCCUGGUCAUCACGCCGCUCACAGAUCGCUGUUACAUAACACUUACACAGAGCUUACACUUGGUGAUGGGCGGUGGGCCAGCUGGGCCGGCCGGCACGGGCAAAACGGAGACAACCAAGGAUCUGGGCCGGGCCAUCGGCAUCAUGGUCUAUGUAUUCAACUGUUCCGAGCAGAUGGAUUACCAAUCCUGUGGCAAUAUUUACAAGGGUCUUGCCCAGACGGGCGCCUGGGGCUGCUUCGAUGAGUUCAAUAGGAUUACGGUGGAAGUACUCUCCGUUGUGGCAGUCCAGGUGAAGUCCGUCCAGGAUGCCAUACGCGAUAAGAAGGAGAAGUUCAAUUUCAUGGGCGAGGUUAUCACGUGCGUGCCCACGGUGGGCAUAUUUAUUACAAUGAAUCCGGGCUAUGCCGGACGCACUGAGCUGCCGGAGAAUCUGAAGGCGUUGUUCCGUCCCUGCGCCAUGGUGGUACCGGACUUUGAACUUAUCUGUGAGAUCAUGCUGGUCGCCGAGGGAUUUCAGGAUGCACGUGUUCUAGCCCGCAAAUUCAUUACGCUCUAUACGCUUUGCAAGGAACUGCUCUCCAAGCAGGACCACUAUGACUGGGGCCUACGUGCCAUCAAGUCGGUGUUGGUAGUGGCUGGAUCGCUAAAGCGAGGCGAUCCUGGCCGGCCGGAGGAGGAGGUUUUAAUGCGCGCUUUGCGCGAUUUCAAUAUACCGAAAAUCGUAACAGAUGAUAUGCCAGUGUUCAUGGGUCUCAUCAGCGAUCUGUUUCCCGCUUUGGAUGUGCCCCGCAAACGUGAUCAGGACUUUGAACGCACCGUAAAACAAGCUGCCUCCGAUUUGCUACUACAACCGGAAGAUAAUUUUAUACUGAAAGUAGUGCAACUGGAGGAACUGUUGGAGGUACGUCAUUCUGUAUUCAUUGUUGGCAAUGCGGGCACCGGAAAAACCCAAGUGUGGAAGACGCUGCUGCGCACCUAUCAGAACAUCAAGCGGAAGCCCAUAUUCAAUGACUUGAAUCCAAAAGCGGUGACCAAUGAUGAACUUUUCGGCAUUAUCAACCCGGCGACGCGCGAAUGGAAGGACGGACUGUUCUCAGUUCUGAUGCGGGAUCAGGCAAACAUAACGGGUGAUCAACCCAAAUGGAUUGUGCUCGAUGGCGACAUCGAUCCCAUGUGGAUCGAGAGCUUAAAUACCGUUAUGGACGAUAACAAAGUGUUGACUUUGGCCAGCAAUGAGCGCAUUGCGUUGACACCUUCGAUGCGUUUGCUCUUUGAGAUCUCCAAUCUGAGAACAGCGACACCGGCAACUGUCUCCAGAGCUGGCAUAUUGUAUAUUAAUCCCCAGGACUUGGGUUGGAAUCCCUAUGUGACCAGUUGGGUUGAAACGCGCAAAAUUCCAGCCGAAAAGUCCAAUUUGGUCAUGUUAUUCGAUAAGUACAUACCGCCCUCAUUGGACACGAUACGCGUGCGUUUUAAAAAGAUCACGCCUGUCGCUGAAAUGGCCCACAUACAAAUGCUGUGCCAUCUGCUAAACUGUUUUCUAAUACCAGCUAACACACCGGCCGACUGUCCAAAAGAGUGGCACGAACUGUAUUUCGUUUUUGCCUGCAUUUGGGCAUUCGGCUCGGCCAUGUUUCAGGAUCAAGCCAUUGACUAUCGCGUGGAGUUCAGCAAAUGGUGGGUAAAUGAGUUCAAAACUGUUAAGUUUCCAUCGGGCGGAACGGUGUUUGAUUAUUUUCUGGAUAGCGAGACAAAGACUUUCCUGCCCUGGACCGAGAAGAUAACGAAAUUCGAGCUGGAUUCGGACUUGCCGUUGCAAGCUGUGCUCGUGCAUACCUCCGAGUCAAUACGUUUGCGUUAUUUUCUGGAUCUGUUGAUGGAUAAGAAGCACCCGGUGAUGCUAGUAGGCAAUGCCGGCUGCGGCAAGACCGUACUGGUCAAUGAGAAGCUUCAAUCGCUUUCUGAGAAUUACGCUGUCACCACAAUACCAUUCAAUUUUUAUACCACGUCCGAAAUGUUGCAAAAGAUACUCGAGAAGCCGCUGGAGAAGAAAGCGGGUCGCAACUACGGACCGCCUGGCAACAAGACCUUGAUCUACUUUGUUGACGACAUCAACAUGCCCGAGGUGGACUGCUACGGCACCGUGCAGCCGCACACGCUGAUGCGACAACAUCUCGACUACGGACACUGGUACGAUCGCAACAAGCUGACCCUCAAGGAUAUACACAACUGUCAGUAUGUGGCGUGCAUGAAUCCGACCUCGGGCAGCUUCACCAUCAAUCCCCGUUUGCAGCGGCACUUUUGCGUGCUAGCCGUUAGCUUUCCGGGCACGGACUCCAUCACGGUCAUGUACUCGGCGAUAUUGUCGCAGCACUUUGCGAAUGCCGAGCAAAAGUUCAUGCCGAUCGUGACGCGAAUGACGCCCAAUAUAGUGGCGGCCACAAUUGCCUUGCACAACAAGUGCCUGCAGGUCUUUCUGCCCACGGCUAUCAAAUCCCACUAUAUCUUCAAUCUUCGAGACAUCAGCAAUGUUUUUCAAGGUCUUUUAUUUAGCUCGACAGAUUGCUUGACGAGCUCCACAGAUCUUAUACGUUUGUGGCAACACGAGACACAGCGUGUGUACUCCGAUAAGCUAAUCGAUGAUAAGGACAUUGAUAGCUUUACGAAAAUGCAGCAUGACAUUGUCAAGAAGUCGUUCGAAGAAAUUGACGAAUCCGUUAUAUUCGACAAACCGAAUAUUUACUGUCAUUUCGCUGGAGGAAUUGGUGAUCCUAAGUACAUGCCCAUCAAGGGUUGGCCUGAGCUUCACAAACUCCUUCAGGAAGCAAUGUCAUCGUAUAAUGAUCUAGUCGCUGCCAUGAAUCUGGUGUUAUUCGAGGAUGCGAUGAUGCAUGUCUGCAGAAUCAAUCGCAUAUUAGAAUCGCCGCGUGGCAGCGCUUUAUUGGUUGGUGUUGGUGGCAGUGGAAAACAAUCUCUAGCGCGCUUGGCAGCAUUCAUAUCCAGCUUGGAGGUUGUGCAAAUACAGCUGAAGAAGGGCUACGGUGUCAAUGAUUUGAAGAACGAGUUUUCCGGCUUGUAUUUGAAAGCUGGCCUGAAAAAUGUUAGCAUUAUGUUUUUAAUGACGGACGCCCAGAUACCUAGCGAGGAUUUUCUUGUCUUAAUCAACGAUUUGUUAGCCACUGGCGAGAUUCCAGAUCUAUUUCCGGAUGACGAAAUCGAGAACAUAAUCGCUGGUGUGCGUAAUGAGGUCAAAGGUGCGGGACUGGUUGAUACACGUGAAAACUGCUGGAAAUUCUUCAUCGAUCGUGUGCGCAAGCAAUUGAAGAUAGUUCUGUGUUUUUCACCAGUGGGUUCAACAUUGCGUGUUCGGUCGAGAAAAUUCCCUGCCAUCAUCAAUGCAACAUCCAUCAAUUGGUUCCACGAAUGGCCUCAGGAGGCACUCAUCUCGGUCGCCAUGAACUUUCUGGCCCAAAACAAAGUGCUGCCAGAGACUCAUCGCGAUUCUGUGGCCAAGUUCAUGGCCUACGUACACACGUCGGUUAAUACGACGUCCAAGGUUUAUUUACAGAACGAACGUCGUUAUAAUUAUACCACACCCAAGAGUUAUCUUGAGCAGAUUAAUCUCUAUCUGAAGCUACUCAAUCACAAGCACGAGGACUUGCAGAGCAAAAUUGAGCGUCUGGAGAAUGGAUUGGAAAAGCUGCGCUCCACCGCUGUGCAGGUGGCGGAUCUCAAGGUCAAAUUGGCCGUGCAGGAGGUGGAGCUGAAGGAGAAGAAUGACGCAGCGGAUGCCUUGAUCGAAAUUGUGGGCAUUGAAACGGAAAAAGUUCAAACGGAAAAAGCGGUUGCCGACGAAGAGGAAAUGAAGGUCGCUUUGAUAGCCGACGAAGUGAGCAAAAAGCAGCGCGAUUGCGAGGAAGAUUUGCUCAAGGCUGAGCCCGCCCUCUUGGCCGCCCAAGAGGCACUCAACACGCUCAACAAGGCCAACCUGACAGAACUCAAGAGCUUUGGCUCUCCACCGGGUGCAGUGACGAAUGUGACCGCUGCCGUCAUGGUCCUGCUGGCACCUGGGGGCAAACUGCCCAAGGAUCGAUCCUGGAAAGCGGCCAAAAUUUCCAUGGCCAAGGUGGAUGCUUUUCUGGAUGCCCUGAUUAACUAUGACAAGGAGAAUAUACAUCCGGAAAUUAUUAAAGCCAUUCAACCUUAUCUCAAGGAUCCCGAAUUCGAACCUGAAUUCGUCCGCUCCAAAUCGGGUGCUGCGGCUGGACUCUGUGCCUGGGUCAUCAACAUUAUUAAAUUCUACGAAGUCUAUUGCGAUGUGGAGCCGAAGCGCAAGGCCUUGGCUGCUGCUAAUGCAGAGCUGGCAGCUGCACAGGACAAGUUGGCGGGCAUCAAGCGCAAAGUUGCGAGUCUUGAGGAGCAGCUGGCCAAGCUGACAGCGGACUUUGAAAAGGCGAUUGCGGAUAAGCUACGUUGUCAGCAGGAGGCGGAUGCCACACAGGCAACCAUUGCGCUGGCCAAUCGUCUGGUCGGCGGUCUGGCCAGCGAGAACGUGCGCUGGGCUGAAGCAGUCAAUAACUUCGUCAAGCAGGGCAUUACCUUACCCGGCGAUAUACUACUCAUUACCGCCUUCAUUUCCUAUGUCGGUUGCUUUACGAAGGGUUUUCGCAUUGAUCUCUUGCAAAAGAUGUGGACACCCUUUCUAAAGAGCAUUGAUCCCCCCAUACCCACAACUGAGAAUCUUGAUCCGCUGACGCUGCUUACCGAUGACACGACCAUUGCCAUUUGGACGAACGAGGGUCUGCCCAGCGAUCGCAUGUCCAUUGAGAAUGCAACAAUAUUGUCUAACUCGGAUCGCUGGCCACUCAUGAUUGACCCUCAGUUGCAGGGCGUCAAGUGGAUUAAGCAGAAGUAUGGCGAGGAGCUAAAAGUCAUACGGCUGGGUCAACGCAAUUAUUUGGAUAUCAUUGAGAAGUCCAUUAAUACCGGCAUAACGGUGCUGAUCGAGAAUAUCGAUGAGAAUCUAGAUCCCGUUUUGGACUCUUUGCUCGGACGCAAUCUUAUCAAGAAGGGCAAAGCUAUCAAGAUCGGUGACAAGGAGAUCGAGUACAAUUCCACAUUCCGUUUAAUUCUACACACUAAAUUAGCUAAUCCGCACUAUAAACCUGAAAUGCAAGCACAGACCACACUGAUCAAUUUUACUGUCACUCGAGAUGGACUGGAGGAUCAACUGCUCGCCGAAGUUGUGAAGGCCGAACGHCCAGACUUGGAAGACCUGAAAGCCGAGCUAACUAAGCAACAGAACGAUUUUAAGAUUAUGCUGAAGAAACUGGAAGAUGAUCUCCUCUCGCGUCUAUCAUCAGCGGGUGAGAAUAUUUUAGGUGACACCGCAUUAGUGGAGAACCUGGAGACAACCAAAAGCACAGCUUCGGAUAUUGAGGAGAAAGUGGCUGAGGCUAAAAUCACGUCGAAGGAAAUUGAUAAGGCUCGGGAAUACUACAGGCCAGCUGCUGCCCGAGCUAGUCUCUUAUACUUUAUACUUAACGAGCUGAACACCAUCAAUCCGAUCUAUCAGUUUUCAUUGAAGGCUUUUAGUGUAGUGUUCCAAAAGGCCAUAGCCAAGGCUGAACCGAGCGAAACUUUGGCAUUGCGCGUUUCAAAUCUGAUCGAUUGUAUUACGUAUUCGGUCUUUCAGUAUACUUCGCGUGGUCUUUUUGAAUGCGACAAGCUCAUCUUUGCCUCGCAAAUGACUUUUCAGAUACUGCUGAUGAACGAGGAGCUCUCAUCCGCGGAACUGGACUUCCUACUCCGCUUCCCGAUAAAGCCACAUGUGACAAGUCCUGUGGAUUUUUUGAGUAAUCAGUCGUGGGGCGGAAUUUGCAGUCUAGCGUCCAAAGAUGAGUUUCGGAACUUGGAUCGGGACAUUGAGACAUCAUCGAAACGCUGGAAAAAGCUCGUUGAAUCUGAGCUGCCGGAGAAGGAGAAAUUUCCGCAGGAAUGGAAAAAUAAAACCGCCUUGCAGCGUCUCUGCAUGAUCAGAGCUCUGCGACCCGAUCGCAUGACCUAUGCACUAGCUGACUUUAUUGAAGAGAAAUUGGGCUCCAAAUAUGUGGAGAGCCGCGCCAUGGAGUUUGCCAAGUCGUACGAAGAGGCUAGUCCAUCCACGCCCAUCUUCUUUAUACUUUCUCCAGGCGUCAAUCCCCUGAAAGACGUUGAAGCUUUAGGCAAGCAACUGGGCUUCUCCAUGGACCUGGGCAACUUUCACAACGUGUCCCUGGGCCAGGGCCAGGAAUCGAUUGCUGAGGCAGCUAUGGACACGGCAGCCAAAAGUGGCCACUGGGUUGUCCUCCAGAACAUUCACUUGGUGCGCAAGUGGUUACCCAUGCUGGAGAAAAAAUUGGAGCACUAUGCCGAUGGCUCCCAUCCAGACUAUCGCAUGUUCCUGAGCGCAGAACCUGCCUCAACGCCAUCGGCGCAUAUUAUACCACAGGGUAUCUUGGAGUCCUCCAUAAAGAUCACCAAUGAGCCGCCAACGGGUAUGUUGGCCAAUCUGCACAAGGCCUUGGACAAUUUCACGCAAGAAACUCUGGAGAUGUCUGGCAAGGAGGCCGAAUUCAAGGCCAUUCUCUUUUCGCUGUGCUAUUUCCAUGCUGUGGUAGCUGAGCGCCGCAAAUUCGGCGCCCAGGGCUGGAACAAGAUAUAUCCAUUCAAUGUGGGCGACUUGAAUAUCAGCGUAUCAGUGCUGUAUAACUACUUGGAGGCGAAUGCCAAGGUACCGUGGGAGGAUUUGCGUUAUCUAUUCGGCGAGAUUAUGUACGGCGGCCACAUCACUGACGACUGGGACAGACGCUUGUGCAUCACCUAUUUGGAGGAGUAUAUGCAGCCAGAUCUGGUUGACGGCGAGCUGUUCCUGGCGCCCUCCUUUCCCGCCCCACCCAACACGGACUAUGUGGGCUAUCACAACUAUGUGGAUGAAAUGAUGCCAGCCGAGUCGCCCUACCUGUAUGGCCUGCAUCCCAAUGCAGAGGUUGGUUUCCUGACUACCCGAGCAGAGAACAUAUUUCGCACCGUCUUCGAGAUGCAGCCGCGGGAUGCCGGUGCCGGCGGCGGUGCCACAGUAACGCGCGAGGACAAGGUCAAACAGAUUGUGGACGAGAUCAUUGAGAAGCUGCCUGAGGAAUUUAAUAUGGUCGAGAUUAUGAACAAAGUGGAGGAGCGUACGCCCUAUGUGAUUGUGGCGUUCCAGGAAUGCGAGCGCAUGAACUACCUGACCAGCGAAAUGAAACGCAACCUGAAGGAGCUCGAUCUGGGCCUGAAGGGUGAACUGACCAUCACUUCGGACAUGGAGGUGCUCGAGAAUUCGUUGUUUUUGGACCAGGUGCCGCCGAUAUGGACACAACGUGCCUAUCCCUCGCUGCUGGGGCUCAACAAUUGGUUUAUCGAUUUGUGUCUGCGCCUGCGAGAGUUGGAAACAUGGUCCACCGAUUUUGUGCUACCCUCCUGCGUCUGGCUGGCGGGCUUCUUUAAUCCCCAAUCAUUGCUAACGGCCAUCAUGCAGAGCACGGCGCGUCGCAACGAGCUGCCGCUGGACAAGAUGUGCCUGCAGUGUGACGUGACCAAAAAGCAGAAGGAGGAAUUUACUACGGCACCGCGGGACGGUUGCUGUGUGCAUGGCAUCUAUAUGGAGGGCGCCAGAUGGGAUAUACAGCAGGGCAUUAUUAUGGAAUCACGUCUCAAAGAACUAUAUCCCUCAAUGCCAGUGAUCAAUAUUCGAGCCAUUACCCAAGACAAGCAGGACAUGAGGAACAUGUACGAAUGCCCCGUCUACAAGACACGUACCCGUGGCCCAACCUAUGUGUGGACCUUCAAUCUGAAGACCAAGGACAAGCCAGGCAAAUGGACACUGGCGGGCGUUGCUCUGCUUCUGCAGACUUAAGUUUAGUCUUAUCUAUUCGACAACAAUUUAUUUAUUCGAAUAUACUUAUAGUUUUUCCUAAUAUUGUUAGAAUAUUAGAGUAGCAAAUCAAAUUGUAUUCCUCCAUGUAGUGUAAUUUUCAAGCAAAAAACUUCUGUAGAAUAUAACUAAAAGAUUUUGUGACUUUAGUAGAUAUCUCACAUAUUUUUUCAUUAUUCUUAGCACAUGUUUUUUCUCAAAUAAAAUCACUUUCUUCGUAGGAAUGCCUUAGGCGCACUAGC